Oreochromis niloticus (Nile tilapia) is the source of this 2453-nucleotide messenger RNA. RefSeq names its product flocculation protein FLO11. The record is from RefSeq and is a predicted model, not a curated record. NCBI's taxonomy places the organism in Eukaryota, Metazoa, Chordata, Actinopteri, Cichliformes, Cichlidae. Bases 172 to 1644 code for a protein of 490 amino acids. The transcript has 11 exons.
CUGCGAAAUCCCAAAGGUAAUUUUCUGGUUUACAAACUGAAUCAACUUCUAUGUGGGGAAAAAAAAAAACAAAAGACAAAAGGACAGAGAGUGAAAGAGAGGCUGUCUUUGGAAGUACAGGUGUUCGUGUUCUCAGUGAUUUCUGCCUUUGUGGAGAGACACACAUUCAUCAUGUCUCUCUCUGUGACAUCGUUGGUGCUGCUGAUGGUUUGUGGCAGUCAGGCUUCACAUUUUCUAGGCACAGUCAUGACCUACUACCCAAAGGACACUUUUGCAGAUGGAUCUGUCACAGUGACCCUUCGGUAUAAGUUGAACUUCCACGACUGCACAUCUGAUAACACAUGGAGUUGCCUCAGUGGUGACUGUGGGACUGAAACCCACACACUAUAUGUGGUAAAACAGGAGAGCAGUGGAGACUGGUGUCAGAGAGAGGGAAUCAUGACUCGACAGGUUUCCAGUGACGUUCCAUUUGAGCUUUGGUUGGAUGGUGGUAACUGGAUAGAUUAUGCCAAAAAUAACAUUGUCUCAUGGAGAGCUGUGACUCGGGUGGAACUGAGGAACCGGUCUGACAUCAGCAAAACCAACACAUCACCUCAGACCACCAUCCUACCAGCUGUGAGAGUUCCUUCAAACUGUCAGAGAGAUUUCAGCCUGUUGAUGUUUGACCCUGAUGGAGACGAAGUUAAAUGCAGAUAUGGAAACUCCUCACUCUCAGAGUGUAACCCCUGCACUCCCCCGUCUGUCCUCAGCCUCUCAUCGUCCUCUUGUACUCUGUCAUUCAGCCCCACCAGCAGCAGUAAUGAAGGUUCGUAUGUAGUACAACUGGUGAUGGAGGACUUCCCCAGACAGACCAUCACUCUGACUCAAACCAACGGGACACAAACAACAAUAACUACCAACGAUGCCAUCAGCAAAAUACCGAUUCAGUUUGCUUUGAAAGUUGAUCCUGCAGUACCAUCCUGCACAGAAGGACUCUUUCUGCCCAAGUUUCUUCCUCCAACACCAGCCAACAGAGCUCAGCUCUACAACAAUGUCAGUCAGACUCUGGAAAUUAACAUCACUGCAGAGGCACUUUACUCCACGGUCUCUGAGCUGCUCUACAGCGGGCCGUACAAUUUAACCAGCAGUACAUCAGGACCAGGACAGUUCAUCCUGAGAUGGACACCAUCUGAAAGUGAAGAUGGACAAAGCCUCCCCAUCUGUUUUGUUGUCCAGGCAGUUUUCAAUGGGACCAAGUAUCAGUCAGAGCUUCGAUGUGUCACUGUGACUGUUGCAAACGGACCAAUAAUAACCACAACAACUACCACCAGUACACCAACUACUGUACCUGCAACAACUACCACCAGUACACCAACUACUGUACCUGCAACAACUACCACCAGUACACCAACUACUGUACCUGCAACAACUACCACCAGUACACCAACUACUGUACCUGCAACAACUACCACCAGUACACCAACUACUACACCUACAACAACUACUACCAGUACUACAACUACUCCAACUACAACAACUACUACAAGUAAAAAAUGUGCUGAUAUCCAAAGGGCUGCCCCAACAGAUGGUCAUCCGACUCAUAAACAGCAAACCACAGAUUGGUGCAACUGUAACACCCUGUGCUGGCACAACAUAAACAUUUGACAGCAUCGAGAGCUUUUUCCUUUCAGCUGUUGAAUGAAGUUUUGUCUUCACUGUUCUUUAACACACAUUUUUAAUAAUUACGUUCACUUCUCAAGAGCAGCCUUUAAAAGCAACACAUUAGUCUGACUCUCCAGUGUUAUAAUCUGAAAUGAAUUAAUUUGUACUUUUGUUAGAUUGUGAAGAUUAAAUGUUACUUUGCACUGAGUAUCCUUAGUCUAGAUACACUGAUUGAUUAUCCACAGUGACGGGAAUAACGGCGUUACAAGUGACGGCAUUACUUUUUUCAGUAACGAGUAAUCUAACUAAUUACUAUUCCUAUCGUUACAACGCCAUUACCGUUACUAACAAGAAAAUGCUGUGCGGUCACAUUAGUAUUUUUCAACAGACGGUUGAAGCUGCGUUCAGCUUAACGCACGGAAGUAGCUGUCUACGAAAGUAAUCAUGGCGCUACAGCUUUAAGCAGCUGCACGCACUCCCAAGGAAGGCAAUCACGAUCACUUUUUGGCACCUGAGAGCUAAGGGGGACAACAAUUCCAUGAGUGCUGCUGUUUGGCUGAGGAAAAUUAAAGUAGUUGUGGUAAGCCAAUCACAUGGCCACUUCAAGAUGACAAAGCAACAAGGUGCCAGUUUUUAAAUUGUGUCGAUAGGCCACGUAAAACCAGAGUCAUGAUAAACAAUAUAUACGCGUGUUUUUUCCUCAAUAGUUUUGUCACAUUUACUGUCUAACGACAGUAAGCACUCUCUGCUUAUGACCAAAAAAACCAAAACAAAAAUCAGUCCUUUCGUGUUGGUGGAAAAAUGCACCAUGU